AUCGAAAUCAAGUCUGGAAGAAUGCCUUUUGUACGUACGGAAACCGCCGAGUCGGACUCGCUAGUCAGCUGUGAUGGUGCCAGAACUACAAAAUGGCAUACNCCUCGCUCUGGCAACAGCGUCUUGGAGAUCCAGACAUAUCCAGACUCCUCGAAGAUCACAAAGUCCCAACGCCAAAUUCUUUGCCCGCCAUAUCAUUGGCAUUGGCAUCAAGAGGAGUACUUCACCGUCACUCAANNGGACACUGACUCAUGGAAUAGAACAUUCAUCUUUACACUCAACGGUAAAGAGACCAAGGUUUCUGCCACGGACCCCAACCCUCGAGUCUCUAUCACACCCGGAGCUCCUCACACCUUCGCUCCGGACCCAGCAUACAAAGGUCCUUGUGUCAUUGAGAUCUCAGCCGAGACCUCUCCUCUAUCGUCAGAAACCACAGCCACUGAUCUCGGUGUCAGCGAGCGUUUCUUCCGAAAUCUAUACUCUUAUCUCGAAGACUGCAGUCGUCAAAACACCUCUCCUAGUCUUCCGCAACUAUUGUUAUUCCUGGAUUCGGCCGAAGUGAGUUUGGCCUGGGAUGUCGGUCCAACGUGGUUGAUGCAGUAUUUGAGUUAUGGUUUGGGUGUUGUGGUUGGUCGCUGGAUUGGCGGAGGUCUGUUGGGGUACAAAGAAUCUUAUCCCGAGUACUACAACCCUGAGCUCAACGAGACCAAGAAGAGUAAAUAA
Messenger RNA from Aureobasidium vineae, 723 nucleotides. The record is from the annotation of a GenBank genome assembly. Lineage: Eukaryota; Fungi; Ascomycota; Dothideomycetes; Dothideales; Saccotheciaceae.